CAAAUGUCAAAUCAUCAAAAAUAGUUUUUUUUCAGAAGCUACGUCCAAAAUGGCAGCCACACGAAGACUUCAAAAGGAACUGGCAGAUAUCCGUGCAUCCGGGUUGAAGUCAUUCAGAGACAUAAUCGUGGACGAAGGAAAUCUAUUGUUAUGGUCUGGUCUGAUCGUUCCGGAAAAUGCUCCUUACAACAAAGGUGCGUUCAGAAUCGAGAUAACGUUCCCCGCAGAAUACCCAUUCAAACCACCAAAAAUUUGCUUCAAAACCAAAAUCUACCACCCUAACAUAGACGAGAAGGGUCAAGUGUGCUUGCCAAUUAUUAGCGCCGAAAACUGGAAACCAGCAACGAAGACUGAUCAAGUAAUCCAAGCUCUCAUAGCACUGGUUAAUGACCCGGAACCGGAGCAUCCACUCAGAGCAGACCUAGCGGAGGAAUAUUUGAAGGACCGUAAAAAGUUCACCAAAAACGCCGAAGAGUACACCCGGAAGCACAGUGAAAAGCGACCGGAAUAAAUUCUCAGCGUUCGAAAAGCAAAUCCAAAUCACAACACACACGCAUGAGCUCGUUGUGUAUACUUAAAUUCAUCUAGUAUUUUCUUUCCUUUAAAUUCCUUAUUUAAAACAAAGGCGUAAAGCUGUAUUGUUGCAAAGUCAACGAAAAAAAAAAAGAUAAUAAAUGCAAAUUGAUGAAGUGCUUCUCUUUUAUUUGAUCAAUUCGCAAUUUUGCUUCUAUCAUUUACGCUGUGAGGGUGCAUCAGAUCAUUACAGUCGUUCCUUUAGUUUUGCGCAUUAUGGAAAUUGUUGAGCUUGGAAAUAGCAACUUUUUUUUCUAUCAUUGAACUCGAUUAUUAACAAAAAUAAAAGUAAAACAUGCUUUAACAAACGAAGUGAAAUAACUAAAGCAACAUAAGUUAUAAGAAUUAAUGUAAUAACUUAAAACUCACACUGAAGUGAAGAGAAAGAAAAUGUGUAAUGCAUUUAAUUUAGAUCUAAACAAUAUGUACUAUGUAACACGUCUGUGACAGCAAAACUGCGUUCUAACUAUAAUUAGACAAAAGGAAAUAUGUUCAAUAAAAGUAAUGAACAAAUGUUGAA
This is a messenger RNA of Ochlerotatus camptorhynchus, 1093 nucleotides long. Its product is annotated as ubiquitin-conjugating enzyme E2 L3-like. Bases 50 to 511 code for a protein of 153 amino acids. NCBI's taxonomy places the organism in Eukaryota, Metazoa, Arthropoda, Insecta, Diptera, Culicidae. The transcript is spliced from 4 exons. The record is from RefSeq and is a predicted model, not a curated record.